UGAUACGACUGUUAUAUCACGUUACGCCAGAUUUGGGACCUUUCCUUUAAGUAUUUACUAUUUAUAUAUUGGAUCUCUUCUAUUCUCUACUUGUAAAACUGGGUAUUCAGAGAGAGAGAGACUUUCACCGGGUCCGGUCAUCCCACUUUCUAAAGCAUUAAGCACAUAAUACUAGAGCCACAAUGUCUUUAGAUUCAAAGAAGAACUCUUAUCUAGAUCUUGUGAAGGCUUGUGAUAAGUAAGUCAUAUAUCAUUCUACCUUAAUAGCUUGUAUAUAAUACUUACUACUUACGUCCCAGCUUCCCAUACGAUACAGACAUCGACAAGCUGUACAAACUUUAUCUCCCAGACGAUAGUCGAAUCCAUGGAUAUAUGCUUCCUGAAAUUGUCUCCAGGAUGCCAUGGUCUCCCGAUUUCACCAUCACCCAAGAUCAACCAUUAAGUGUCCAACUGCAUCCCAUGAAUAUCACAAGCGAAGAUUUCUCAACCGUUUGCAAUAAUGCAUUUGCAAAGGUUAUCAAUGAAGCAAUCGAUAAAGAUCUUUUCAGUACCCUCCACAGAGAACACAGUGAACCAUAUGCUAUUCCAGGAGCAAAAGAACCCGUACAACUCGAACGUUAUGCCGCUUCUCUAUUCGGUACCGUGGCAAGGGGUGCACAUCUCACAAUCUUCACACAUGUGAAUGGAGAAAUGAAAAUCUGGGUCGCGAAAAGAAGUGCACAUCUAUUUUCAUAUCCCGGCAAAUUCGACACGACGGUUGCAGGAGGUGUACGUGCAGAUGAAUCACCUUUCGAAACAAUCGUUCAUGAAGCAGACGAAGAAGCAUCUCUCGACUCUGCACUAAUCCGCUCAAAUGUACACUCCACAGGUGUCAUUACAUACAUGAAAUCGACCGGCUCCGGAUCCGGCGGUAUCAAGGGAUUAAUCACCGCAGAUAUGGUAUACGUGUACGAUCUCGAAGUUGGGGAAGACACAGUACCAAAACCACGUGAUGAUGAAGUUGAGGGGUUCUAUUUAUGGGAUGUGCAGAAGAUCAAGGAGGAAUUGUUGAAUGGAGGUUUUAAGACUAAUAGUGCGGUGGUCAUGAUUGAUUUUUUUAUUAGACAUGGGAUUAUUACGCCGGAGAAUGAAUGUGAUUAUACGGAUAUUGUUAUGAGGAUGCAUAGGAAUUUACCGUUUCCGACGGCGCCGUCGAGUUAGGGUUUUUAUUGUGGGUUGUUGGUUAUAAAGAGAGGGAUUUUUGGGGUUCGUUUUAGUUUGCUUGAUAUAUGGUUUAGAAUGAUUGCUUGAAGGGUCCGGGAGAUAACGAGGUAUAUUAGAUAGAUAAGAUUCAUCACCCUC
Sclerotinia trifoliorum is the source of this 1341-nucleotide messenger RNA. NCBI's taxonomy places the organism in Eukaryota, Fungi, Ascomycota, Leotiomycetes, Helotiales, Sclerotiniaceae. The record is from the annotation of a GenBank genome assembly.